AUUUCAUUGAUAAGAUGCAUAAUAUUUUUUGAAGUAAAUACAAUUUUAAUGUAAAUGAAAGAGUACAAUACACCUUUGAAGUCAUCAUUAUUGUGUAUCAUAGUAUUUAAAAUUUAGCAUUUUAUAAUGUCUCAAAGAUUUUUUGCAUUAUCUAAAAAAGUUGAAAAACUAUUAGUUAAUGGAAUUCGAACUGGUCGUUUAGACAAUUUUGCUAUACAACGUCACUUAACACUUCUUAGUAGACGUCAAGUAUUGCCAAGCUUAAGUUCAGUAAUCCAUCAAUGGACAAAUCUUUGUCAAAAACCACCAACUGGUUUUGAAAAAUAUUAUGACAAGUCUGAUAAAAAUAAAGAUGGUAAAAAGUCUAGUAGUAGCUCUGGAAGACCAAAACCAUCAUUAGAUAAUGAGUUUCGAAAAAGAUUAAAUAGAAUAUCACAAGGAUCUGGUGGUUCAUCAGGUGAUUCUGAAAGAGAUAAGUGGAUACUUUAUGGUGUUGCUGGAACAAUUACAUUAAUUAGUUUAUAUGCUUUUUAUAAUAUGAGUUAUAAAGAAAUAACAUGGAAAGAUUUUGUGAAUAAUUAUCUAAAUCGUCAUGUUGUUGAUAAAUUAGAAGUUGUAAAUAAAAAAUGGGUUCGUGUAAAUCUUCAACCAGGAUCUUCUGUCGAUGGAAAUGCAACAUUAUGGUUUAACAUUGGUAGUGUUGACUCAUUUGAAAGAAGUUUAGAAAAUGCACAACUUGAACUUAAUAUUGAACCAGCAAAUUUUAUUCCUGUGGUUUAUAAAACUGAGGUCGAAGCUAGCAGUUUUUCAGGAUUUUUACCAACUCUAUUAUUUAUUGGUUUCUUACUAUUUAUGAUGAGGCGUUCUGCAGAAAUGAUGACUGGUCGUGGUAAACGUGGUGGUUUAUUUGGUGGUGUAAUGGAAUCAACUGCUAAACUCGUUGAUCCUAAAGAUAUUGACGUUCGUUUCAAAGAUGUUGCUGGUUGUGAGGAAGCAAAGAUUGAAAUAAUGGAGUUUGUUAACUUCUUAAAAAAUCCUCAACAGUAUUUAGAUCUUGGAGCAAAAAUUCCAAAAGGAGCCAUGCUUACAGGCCCUCCUGGUACUGGUAAAACAUUACUUGCUAAAGCAACAGCAGGGGAAGCAGAUGUUCCGUUCUUAUCAGUGUCUGGUUCUGAAUUUCUUGAAAUGUUUGUUGGAGUUGGUCCAUCUAGAGUUAGAGAUAUGUUUGCUAUGGCUCGUAAAAAUGCUCCAUGUAUAUUAUUUAUUGAUGAAAUAGAUGCAGUUGGUAAGAAAAGAGGUGGUCGUAAUAUGGGAGGCCAUUCUGAACAAGAAAAUACCCUAAAUCAGCUUCUUGUUGAAAUGGAUGGGUUCAAUACUACUACAAAUGUUGUGGUACUAGCUGCAACUAAUAGAGUUGAUAUUUUGGACUCUGCACUUAUGCGUCCGGGGCGAUUUGAUAGACAAAUAUAUGUUCCUGCUCCAGAUAUCAAAGGAAGGGCUUCUAUUUUUGGCGUACAUCUAAAACCCCUAAAAACUAAUUUGGAUAACUUAGAUACUGCUAGAAAAUUAGCUGCUCGUACUCCGGGCUUUACUGGUGCUGAUAUUGCCAAUGUUUGUAAUGAAGCAGCAUUAAUAGCUGCAAGAGACUUAUCUGAUAAUAUAACUAUGAAACAUUUUGAGCAAGCUAUUGAAAGAGUAGUUGCUGGUAUGGAAAAAAAAAGUAGAGUGUUGCAAGCAGAUGAGAAAAAAGUUGUAGCUUACCAUGAAGCAGGUCAUGCUGUUUGUGGCUGGUUUUUAAAAUUUGCUGACCCACUGCUUAAAGUUUCUAUCAUACCUAGAGGAAAAGGGUUAGGCUAUGCCCAAUACUUACCAAAAGAACAAUAUUUAUAUUCAAAAAGACAGUUGUUUGACCGUAUGUGUAUGACACUAGGUGGAAGAGUUUCAGAACAAGUAUUUUUCAAUGAAAUCACUACUGGUGCUCAAGAUGAUUUAAAAAAAGUCACUGAAAGUGCCUAUGCACAAGUAGCUCACUUUGGUAUGAAUGAAAAAGUUGGCAAUGUUAGUUUUGAUUUACCACAACCAGGUGAAAUGGCGUUUGAAAAACCUUAUUCAGAGACAACUGCUCAUUUAAUUGACACAGAAGUAAAAGAAUUAAUAUCAUCAGCACAUAAACAUACAUUAGAGUUAGUCAAUAAACAUAAAAGUGAUAUAGAAAAAGUCGCUGAACGUUUAUUAAAACAGGAAGUAUUAAGUAGAGAAGACAUGAUUGAACUUUUAGGACCCAGACCUUUUGAAGAAAAGUCAACUUAUGAAGAAUUUGUUGAAGGGACAGGAUCAAUGGAUGAAGACACAACAUUACCAAAGGGACUUCAAGAUUGGAAUAAAAAAAACGAAUCGGAUAGUAAAUCACCAAAAGAUGAAAAAUAAGAAUUUGUUUAUAAGGAUGUUAAAUUCUAUAUGUAGUAUUGAAAAUAAUAUUGAACGAAAUAAGAUCAAUUAUAAAUUAUUUUCUUUUUGUUAUAUGCUUCCGUUCAUUUAAUUUUUUUUGUGAAGUGUCAUGUUAAUUACACUGAUAGGAAAAUGCCUAGCAUUUAUCAUUUUAGUUUGGUUAUUAAAGUACAUUACUAGCUAAAAAUUUUAUAAUUAGACUACAUUAUAUUAUAAUAUGAAUUGUCUUGUAUUAAAAACUAUAUUUGAUUGUCUGUUACAA
This is a messenger RNA of Daktulosphaira vitifoliae (grape phylloxera), 2710 nucleotides long. It is a transcript of the gene Afg3l2, whose product is annotated as AFG3-like protein 2. The transcript is spliced from 12 exons. The record is from RefSeq and is a predicted model, not a curated record. Bases 127 to 2427 code for a protein of 766 amino acids. Lineage: Eukaryota; Metazoa; Arthropoda; Insecta; Hemiptera; Phylloxeridae. Gene Ontology annotation, molecular function: zinc ion binding; ATP binding; ATP-dependent peptidase activity. Gene Ontology annotation, cellular component: membrane; m-AAA complex. Gene Ontology annotation, biological process: mitochondrial protein processing; protein-containing complex assembly.